Messenger RNA from Archocentrus centrarchus (flier cichlid), 4347 nucleotides. It is a transcript of the gene bach2b, whose product is annotated as BTB and CNC homology 1, basic leucine zipper transcription factor 2b. Gene Ontology annotation, biological process: regulation of transcription by RNA polymerase II. The record is from RefSeq and is a predicted model, not a curated record. NCBI's taxonomy places the organism in Eukaryota, Metazoa, Chordata, Actinopteri, Cichliformes, Cichlidae. The transcript has 5 exons. Gene Ontology annotation, molecular function: DNA-binding transcription factor activity, RNA polymerase II-specific; RNA polymerase II cis-regulatory region sequence-specific DNA binding; protein binding. The coding region runs from base 92 to 2605 and encodes 837 amino acids.
CACGCGCCACCAACGUGCCAAUCAUCUCUCUGACCUCGCAUCUUUCUAACUGAUAGUGAUGUAGAUGUGUCCGUCUGCUUCUCGUGGAUAAAUGAUCACUAAUCACCCAAAGAAGAUGAAGGACAAAUCUGGCGUGAGCGGAAUGUCCGUGGAUGAGAAGUCUGAAGCCCCCAUGUAUGUGUAUGAGUCAACAGUUCAUUGUACCAAUAUCCUCCUCUGCCUCAACGACCAGCGGAAGCAGGAUAUCCUGUGUGAUGUGACUGUCGUGGUGGAAGGCAAGGAAUUCCGAGGGCAUCGGGCCGUGCUGGCUGCCUGCAGCGAGUAUUUCCUCCAGGCACUUGUGGGCCAGGCAGAGAAUGGCUUGGUCGUUAGCCUUCCUGAAGCGGUCACUGCCAGAGGAUUCGCCCCAUUGUUACAGUUUGCCUACACUGCUAAGCUGUUACUCAGCAGAGAAAACAUUCAGGAGGUCAUCCGCUGUGCCGAAUUCCUACGCAUGCACAACCUCGAGGACUCAUGUUUUCGCUUCCUGGAAGCUCAGCUACGCAGCGAGGAGGAUGGCUUGCUGCUUUGCCACAAGGUGGCAGGAGAAUCAAACAAUGUGGAGGAUGAGAGCAUGCAAUCAGAAGCAGAAAGGCCCACCUCCCCCAUGGCUCGGCAUUGUGCAGAUGCCCUUACUUCCUGUCGAGACCCUGAUAAUGAUCGGCUAGCAAUGGCUAUGCCUAGUAACUUCAUGGAUAGCCGGCUGGACUUUGAUCGGCAGGGAGCAUCAGACCUGCCACGAUGCCCCAAGUACAGGAAAUACCAGUGGGCUUGCAACAAGCACAAUAAUGACUCCUCCUCACAUACCAGUACCUCAGGUUUUCCUAGCACAUUAAAAGAGACUGCCAUUAGAGGGGCAAUGGCAAGUCAGGGCAGGCUGCCUUUGGCACAGAUCAAAGUGGAACCACAGGCAGAGGAAGAGGCCAUUUUGUGCCUGUCAGGAGAUGAGCAGGAUGUCAGGGAUAAGGACGACCUGACAGCCAUGGAGAUGGAUAAUCCCAUAUCUGUAGAAAGAACCAAGAGACCCAAGUCCCCUUCCUGCUCGCGAGCCUUCAAGAAAGGAGUGGACAGCCCGAGCCUGCCCAACACAUCACAGCAGCUAUUCACCAACAGACUUAUCUGCCCCCAGGACAAAGGAAACUCUCAGGGAGAUCAUAAAAAAGACUUCAGGCCUUUCACUGGGGAGCUGGCUCUGUCUGUUGCAUCCCCAAAGGAGGUGGACGGUUUCCCUGCUAGUUUGUCCCUAAAACCAACUUCCUGUGAUGGGGUCUGCAAACAGGAAGUUGAGCUAGACCGCCGCAGUGUCAUAUUUUCCUCAGGGCUCUGCAAUCGCCUGGGAACCCCAGCGCAUUCCUACCCUGAUGGGAACUCUUUGGAGAUAGAGCUCUCUGAGCACAUGACAAAGGGACUGUGGGCUGGAGCUAGCCAUUCCCUACCCACCUCCCAGUCCUAUUGUCCCAGCACCACUUCUUCUGAGCCCCAAGUCCUGUGCCGCCCACGGCCCAACACCAGCUGCCCAGUGCCAAUCAAAGUAUGCCCACGCUCACCACCUUGUGAGACACGCACCAGGACUUCCAGCUCCUGCUCCUCGUACUCCUACGCAGAGGAUGGCAGUGGAGGCUCUCCCGGCAGCCUGCACCAGUUUGAGUUCUCCUCCUCACCAUGCUCCAAUGUGGCUCGCUGCCUCAACGUGGACCAGCAGGAGCAAAGUGUGGGAGGGGAUACCGUUUUUAACCAGGUGCGGCCCAAGAUCAAAUGUGAGCAGUCCUAUGGCACCAACUCCAGUGAUGAGUCAGGUUCCUUUUCAGAGGGAGACAGCGAGUCCUGCCAUGUGCCGGAGCAAGGGUCAGAUGUGAAGCUUCCUUUUCCUGUAGAUCAAAUCACAAAUCUUCCAAGGAACGACUUCCAGAUGUUGGUGAAAAUGCACAAACUGACCUCGGAGCAACUUGAGUUCAUCCAUGAUGUCAGGCGGCGAAGUAAGAACCGCAUUGCGGCGCAGCGCUGUCGUAAGAGGAAGCUUGACUGCAUCCUCAACUUGGAAUGCGAGAUCAGAAAGCUGGUGUGUGAGAAGGAGAAGUUGCUGACUGAGAGGAACCAGCUAAAGGCAUGUAUGGGUGAGUUGUGGGAGAACUUCUCCUGCCUGUCGCAGGAGGUGUGCAGGGAUGUUCAGCUGAGCCCCGAGCAGGCCCAGUCUUUACACCACUACUGUCCCAUGCUGCGCCCCACCAACUCCACUCCCAGCAACAAAACUGCCCACGAGCCCAAGGCCUCCCUCAGCACCCCCACCACCAACACCACCACCAGCAUCGACCUUACCACUCACUCCGGUUCGGCCACGCCAGAGCCAACCUUUCACGGGUCACCUGGCCCCUCAGAGAGCGAGUCUGACCUGGCUGUCAGGAAUGGGGCAGACAAAGAUACAGACGGCCAAGAUGCCACCAGCUUGUACACAAAGUCAGGGCUGCCGGUGGAUAAAUCCAACCAGACGGUAACCGUGGAUUUUUGCCAGGAAAUGACUGACAAAUGUACAACUGAUGAGCAGCCAAGGAAGGACUGUACACAGUAGUGGUUGUUGUCCUGUUGUUUUGGAUGUUUGGUUUGUUUUUUUCAUUAUUUAAUUUUACUCUUCUGACAAACCCUCUCUCAGGGUUGUUGAGACAGUCAGCCUCUGCCAGUGUUCACUGAAAAACAAGUUUUAUUUGUAUUUAUGUCUUUUUUCUUUUUUUUUUUUUGUUGGUUGACACUAAAGUUGUCUUAACAGCAGCAAUACUGUUCUCCAGGAAUUCUCCUAUUACCAUGACAGAGUGGGAACUUCUCACCAAACCCUUACAAUGGUGCUAUACUCGCCCCGGCAGCAACCUCUACAGUGGAGACUCUGUUCUUCAUGUGUCACACAUCACAACUCGAAGUCAAACCUCAUUGGACCUAAACAGCAGCUCGCUUUGUCUGUCUGCAUACCAGCAGUAUGUCAGUUCCUGCCUUUGUCUUUCCCUCUUCUCUCCUUCCCACUCUGUCUCUAUCAAUCUCUUCUACCUCUUUCUUUCUCACUCUGCAUCUUUUCUCUCUCUCUCUCUCUCUCUCUGUCUUUUUCUUCUUUCACUAUAUCUCAGUGGCUCUUUUCGUCACAGCAAUUCAAACUCAGGAAGAAAAAAAAAUGUUCAACUCUGAAUGUUCAACCUAAUUCAUGAAAAAUGAGAAAACAGCUUCUGUACAUGAGGAAGUUGUGAACUGUAAAGUGUUCAUAUGCAAAAAUGUCUUCAAGCGUCUCUCAUUUGUAUUUCUGUACAGAAGAAUUUUGUACAGGUUGUAACCGAAAACAUUCCUCCUAUGCCUUCCACAUGGAAUUGAAAGGAGAAAAAAAAGGCUUUUGCAGGCAGUUAAAUGGCUAUUUUUAUUUCCCACUCAUCAGCAAUACCAUUGUAUUUGGAUGUUGUACUGGUGACUUUAAAGUGCUCGUUUGGCAGACGUGUAUAUAGUAUGAAGCAUGAUGACUGUAACAGUGAUUUUGUACAGGUAGAUGCUUAGAUGUUUCUUUUUCACUGCACCUUUUUGCUAAGGGAAAAUCUUUGCUUUGCUGUUUCCUGUCCUGCCUAACGAACACUCCCCAUCACGGUGGGUGUUCUUAAACUCAGGAAAUCAGCUUUGAUACACAAUUAGACAUGCAUAAACAGUACAUACAGGCACACACAUCAACACACACAAACUUACCAUUUUGAGCCCCUUGCAUGUACAGUUUUGGAAAAAAGUUUACAUACACUCAUAAUCAUGGUAAUGUUGGGCUUUUAAUGAUUUCUUUUAAGGUGCAUAAUUUUUAAUUCUUUUGGAUUUUCUCUCAUCCACACAGGGUCAAAUCUAUUCAUACACCCCCCCUGUUUGGUUAAAUGUAGCGAGUUGCACCUCAGUCAGAUGCUUUUGGUAGCCGUCAACAAGCCUCUGGCAUCAUUCCACCUUAGAAAAAAAGUUCAAAGAAAUCAUUCAAAGCCCCAAAUUAAAAGACAUUGAUGCCCCUGAUGAGUGUAUGUAAACUUUUAACGACAACUGUAUAACUGAAGAUGUGUUUUUGAGAGCGCGGCUCAGGUCGGCUCUUCUAAACCUUUGACACCUCUUUAAAUGUGAAAAAAAAUUCCUUGUGUUUUCUUUUGUUCCCUUUUUUCUAAAGUUUCUUCUCAAAACUUUAAGAUUCUUUUUCAUACACAGAGUUGGGCUGGGUUUCCUCAGUGUUGUCAGCUGAUGACAACAGAAAGCCUCUCCAUUUUCUCCCCCAAAUUUAUCUUGAUAACAAUAAAAUUGACAAAUGGAAAAAUAUAA